AAUCAGAGUGAUACCGAAUAAAAAUUAACGGUCACAGUCUGGAUUCGCCUUGCAAACCACUAACUACAAAAGGAAAAGCCUAAAGCUGAUCACAAUAAUUGAGAAAAUUUAUCAAAAAAAAUAUUCCUUGCAAUUUAUUUAUGGAAGCACUCAUUGAGAAGCACAAAUGAUUCUGAAUACGUGAAUAUUCAACAAUGGGAAAAAAUAAAGCUCAACGAACGAAGAAUAACGCCAAGCCAUCAAACAGUAGCAGAAGUGCUGAACUCUUGGGGUCAUCGGUACCGAAUUUCGUGGGAUUCUCUGCAGCUAGGGAUGGCGGGUACGUGCCUGUGCUACCUGGAUUGUCUAUCAGUGCCAGCGGCGAAGGGGAUAUCAAUUCGAUCAAUCCCGAAUUUCGUUUGGUGUUAAAAAAAAUGAAUAAGAAAGAUCCAAUAACUAAAUUUAAGGCGCUUCAAGAAUUUACAUAUCUCUGCGAAAAUGCUCCCAUGUCUUCUGUGACCGAUGUCUUGCCUUUGUGGCCCCGUAAUUAUUGUGUCCUCGCCGUGGACAUCGAGCAUCGUGUACGAGAGGCCUCUCAAGUAGCCCACUCUGCGUUGGUGCAUCGAGUUGGCCGUACCCUAGCUCUCUACCUAAAACAACUUGCCGGUUGUUGGUACACCUCUCAAUUCGACACCUAUCCUCCAGCUGCUUCUGCUGCCCUCAACUCCUUCGAUUCAACCUUUCCAGAAGCCAAAGCAGUCCCUGCCCUUAUUCACUGUCAAUGUGAAAUCCUCGGCUACAUUCAAGAUAACAUCCUCCCCCGACCACCACAAUCCGUCCUCACUCAGAAGACUCAAACACCCGAGGAAACUGAAGCCAAGGAACAGAGAACUUUGAUUUGCUGUCUGCAGGGUUAUGCCCAUUACCUCAAGCAAGUCCCUUUGGCCCAAAUAACGCAAACCAUGGACAUCAACCAGAAGAUAAUAUCAUCCCCCACAUUUUGGAAAUUGGGAAGACACAAAGUGCUUCUAAUAAGGACAGCAUUUUUCCAUGCCCUAGCUUCUAUCGUCUCUAAUGCUCCAGCAUUUCUACACGGAGAAAAGAAGCGAGCAAUGACCAUAAUAAUGAACAGCCUUGCCGAAUCAGACCCAGGAAUUCUCUCAGCGGUGUGGGAAUGCGCCCUCGUAGCCAUCGAUAAAAUCGAGGACUGGCAGUCAUUCGUCAGCAUCGAAAAAUUGGUUCUCCCAAAACUCUGGAAAAUCUUGAGGAGUGGUGGAGAAGGAUCUGCGUCUGCAAUCUACCCCAAUUUUCUCCCCUUCCUUUCAAAAUUCCCGACAUUCGAUAUUGAGAAUAAAUCCCAACUAUUUAUAAACUUCUUCGAAAAUAUGAGACAAGGAUUCAGCGUUAAGACGGUCGUGACAAGUAAAUCUGAGAUGUUGGCAGUUGCGACAGCCUUCGUUGAGUGCUUAAAAUACACAAUAAUUCUGAAUAAUCAAGACAAUGAACUUUGUAAAGCUCUUCUGAAGGAUCAGCUGAUGCCCAUCGUUGAAUCAUCAAUCAAUGACUUUUCGCCGACCAAGACAAUAAUCUUCCGUGAAGUCGCCAAUUUGAUCAAAUACUGGAGUAAAAAUCGAAACAAUGACGAGUACAAUAUUUAUUCAGAGUUGAUACAAACCUUUUGGGAGCAGAUUGAAUCAGUAUUCCAUAAAAUCAAUACGACGGCCCUAACAUCUCACAAUAAAUUGAUAAUUGAUAGUGUUCAGAUGGCUGAAAUCAAGUUUUUGUCGAGUCUCAAGAACCCAGAGAAUCCGAUUAAAAAAAAUAAGAGAGUAAGGUUCAUCGAGUGUGAGCAGGUGACUGGGGGAGUGAUUGAGGAAGAAAGGAGAGCCGCUGAAGAUCAUGAUGUAACCCUUGAUGAAGAUAACUGGCUAACCGCCAAUGAAGAUGCUGAAGUAACCUCUGAUGAAGAUGAUCUACUCGAACCGUUAACCCCUGAUGAAGAUGAGCCACGCGUACCGUUCAUCCUUGAUGAAGAUAAUCCACGCGUACCGUUAACCCUUGAUGUAGAUGAUCUACGCGUACCGUUAACCCUUGAUGAAGAUGAGGUGUUCAGGAAGGAAUUAGAGGAAUUUGUGAGCAAACUUUGUGUUUCGUACAUACAGAGGAACAAGGACGACAAAUCUGAUACGAAUAUCAUUUAUUUGACUCGAUUACUUUGCAUAUUUGAAUCUAAGGAUCUCUUCUUAUCGUUAGCACAACGUCAACAGGAAAACGGAAAUCUCCUGAAUUUUUAUAAUGACAACCUCAAGCCCCUACUUGAGAGUGGUUGUCAAGAAGCCAUCGCACUGACCUUUACUGUAUGGAAAUAUAUGUCUGAUGAGGAGAAGGAACACGUUCUAAAUUCUUUGAAUAGUCUUCAAAGUAAGAUUUUAUUGAAUUCGGCCCUGACGUGUGCUCUUCGGCCGGAAAAUAGAAGAGAUAAUUUGAUUAAGGACUGGUUGCGGACGCCCAGAAUAACCGAAUACUUGACAGACAUUUGCAAUGCGAUGAUUCUACAGGGGACCGUAGAAAAUAUCGAUAUGAGACUACUUUUACUAGUUUUUGAAUCGACUGAUGGUGAAUUAACAGUGAAUGACGAAACUGUUAAUAAAAUCUCGGAGAUUCUUUGCUCAGUUUCCAGCAAAUCAGAGUAUAAAAUAUUGGAAAAUGUUACGGCGUUGAUAAGCAAGCUUUUAGAACUAACGUGGGCCCAUACGGUAUUGUCUUUAGGAGCUUUGAAAAUGCUCAAGACACUUUUUGAACUGAAUCUCAACGAGAAGUUAUCAGUUGAGCUUAAAGAGUCAAUCCAAGAAAAGUGGAAGAACGGUUUUGUGAAAAUUCAGCAAAAAAUACAGGGAACAAAUGUACAUUUUAUUGAGGUCCAGAGAGAUUGCUACAAGCUACUUCUAGACAGACUUUAUGGUUCUGACGACACGAAUAUCGGCCAACUUAUUAAAAUAUCUAUUGAUUUCAUAGAAUCUUCGAAUAAUUAUAAGUAUCACAAGGCUCUGAGUACUCUAAGUCUAUUGAAUUUGGAACAUGAAGUACUUGCUUCUGAUUGGCUUCCUCGAGUUAUUACUUUAGUUCUACAGGGGGAGCUUAUUUCUGGCAAUUUCUAUCUGCCGAAUUCAAUGACGAAAAUUAGAACGGAUAAAGAUGUGAUUUUCAUCACUCCAGCAGAAGAAACGCCACCAGAUAUGAUGGGCUCUUGUUUAAAAUGGGCAUUACUCAAUGCUCACCUGAUUAAUCACUUAAUUGUAAAGCUACAUGAGGAAGACCUUGAUCAAGAUUCACUGAAGGAGUGUUUAAUGAAUCUCCCAAGUAAUCUCAAAUUUAUAAUCCUCAUCACAAGUUUAGGUACGUUCUAUCGGACUCAUUACCGACACUCGAAGAAUUAUGAUUGUAUUGCUAUAAUUCAUGACCAAUUGGACGAACAAUGCAAGAAACUGAAACAAGAAAUUCCUAGGAAGGUUUGGAAGAAGAUUGUCGAGGCUGAAAAUGUGGAGACGUAUUGUAACGAAUUGGGGAGCGUCUUCAAUGAGUUCUUGAGAUAUUUUUAUGGCAAUGAUGAGUCUUCAGUCUUUAUAGAAGAAGAAGAAGAACAAUUCUUGGAAGAUUAUCUAAAUGAACAGACUUUAGAGGAAGCAGAACUCAUUGAUCCACUUAAAAAACCCCUCGGCUAUCACAUGCAUGCUCUCAUUAUAUCCAGAAGACUCCUUUGUGGUGAAGAACCUUUAGCCAGACCUUUGAAAGUUCUCAAACAUUUCAUAUCUCUACACAAAAAAGGGGUAUAUAGUUUACACGAUGGAGAGAAACCUGCCAAUAUCGCCCAUCUUUCACUCUCUGAAUUUCAUCUGCGUUUGGAAUUCGUUAGACUCUUCACAGAUGUCAUCCGAAAAGUCCCAGAAAUAGAUGACUCUGUAUGGGACUCUGCCAUGAUUUAUCUUUUAUCAUGGCUUCUAUCAAUUCAAAAAUCUAAGGAAAAUCAUGAGGACGGCAAAGUACGAUGCUUCAUAUCAGCUGUCAGUGAUUUUUUCUUCGAAUUCCAAGUAGUUUUACGACAGCUCAGCAAAGAGAAAACUGUCCAGCUACCUGAGAAUCUGAAAGAAGAAUGGAAGGAAAUAUUCGCUCGGGAUGUAAAUGAGAUUAUUGUGAAAAUGUGGAUGUUCUACGCAGAUCUAUUGAACUUGACAGAUGAUCAUUUGGCCCCAGUCAUUGUUCUCCAUCAUUUAGGAAAAACGUUGACGGUUUUAGACACAGCUGUCUUCAGGAAAAACUCCUCGAGGAUCAACACGGAUCAAUUGAUGGAAUUCACCAUGAUGCGAUUUACAUCCUCUCUGAUGUCCAUACAAAUCUCAUGCUUUUAUCUUCUGACAAGUCUGAUUCCAGAGAUGGUGGACGAGGAUAAAGCAGCGAUUGACGGGGAGAAUUUUAAUCCCAAUACGUUAAAUUUCAUGAAACUCCGAGCAAGUCUUUUGGAAAAUGAGAAGAUCGUCCAUGCUAUGCUGAUUGAUUUUAGUCGCCAUGAUCCCUCGAGCUAUAUUAUUCAAAGUCAUACAGAUUCGUACACCUAUACGUUGGCUUAUUUACUGGAAUGGAUGGUGGUACUGAAGAUGUGUAAGGCGGCAGAUGCUGAUCUCAGGUAUAAUUAUGCUGAGUCCCUGAAGAACGAGCUAUUUCCAAAUUUAAUGCAUAAUCUCUUCAGGCUUAUGCCUAUGGAUAUACUGCGGGAGAGCAGGAGUAGAGGAAUUGUGGAUCGGGAUAUAGAGAUAUUCAAACGAGAAUUAAUUAUAACAAUUGAUGACAACCCGAGUGCGAUUAAGAUCGACGAAAUUGUCUGCUCGAUUUAUAUCGAGUGCCUGAGACAGUUACCAGCACUGGCCAGGCAAUGGUGGAGUACGGCAGACUCUAGAAUUUCAAGUAUAAUGGAGAGAGUCACAACCAUCUACGUCAGUCCUAUUCUUUGUCGAGAGGAAUUGUCCAACGAAAAAUUGAAAGAUAUGGAAAAUCUGCAUAUCAAAGUACUUCCCAAUGUUAGAACUGUUAUUGCUUUUUAUCAGAUGGACGAUACUAAAUUAGAACUGAGUAUGGCGCUCCCUGUUAAUUAUCCCUUGGGGCAUGUUGUUGUUGAGUCAGGGCAAGAGAUAGGUGGAAAAACCACCUGGAAAAAUUAUCACAAGCAAUUGUCAAUAUUUUUGACACACCAGAAUGGCUCGAUUUCGGAAGGGCUCAAUAUGUGGAAGACGAAUCUGGAUAGGAAAUUUGCUGGAGUUGAAGAGUGCUACAUCUGUUUCAGCAUUUUUCAUUAUAAUACGUAUAAGAUACCAAAAAUUGUGUGUCGUACCUGCAAGAAGAAAUAUCACGCACGUUGUCUGUACAAAUGGUUCACCACGAGCCAAAAACCGACGUGUCCCAUCUGCCGGAAUGUUUUCUGAGAUGAAAUUAAUCAUCAAAGAUGUCCACCGGAAUUCCUUUGUAUUUGUAUCCAUAUUGAUUUUGGCAUAGAAACGAUGCAAAUAUUAUGUUUUGAAGAAAUGACUGAGAAAAUGGAGAAUUUAUGUAUAAUGUGAAUGAUUAAAUAUUCUUCAGUCUGU
This is a messenger RNA of Diachasmimorpha longicaudata, 5612 nucleotides long. It is a transcript of the gene Ltn1, whose product is annotated as Listerin E3 ubiquitin protein ligase 1. Bases 195 to 5453 code for a protein of 1752 amino acids. Gene Ontology annotation, biological process: ribosome-associated ubiquitin-dependent protein catabolic process; rescue of stalled cytosolic ribosome. The record is from RefSeq and is a predicted model, not a curated record. Gene Ontology annotation, molecular function: ribosomal large subunit binding; ubiquitin protein ligase activity. Gene Ontology annotation, cellular component: RQC complex; cytosol. The transcript has 5 exons. NCBI's taxonomy places the organism in Eukaryota, Metazoa, Arthropoda, Insecta, Hymenoptera, Braconidae.